AUCACGCAUCUUUAAAAACAUUUGUGAAAAAUGUAAACAAUACCUUUGUAAUACUUGAGCAAUGCACAGGUCUGUCUGUUUGUCCUCUUUAUUUCUUUCAGAUGACUAUGGAUAAAUCUCACCAACUGCAAAUACGAGAGUGUGCGCCGUGCAUCUCGCAGAUACGGGCUAAGAGAAGCCGCAGAGGGAGAAGACUGGACCUUGUUUUGGACAGACUGCUCUGUCUCACUGGAUAGGGUCAUGGAUAUGAAGCGUUACCAGAAAAUCAAUCAUUUUCCUGGCAUGAGCGAAAUCUGCAGGAAGGACUUGCUUGCACGAAACAUGAACCGUAUGUUGAAACUUUUUCCAAAGGAGUACAACAUUUUCCCCCGCACGUGGUGCCUCCCUGCUGAUUAUAGUGAAUUUCUUGCCUACACCAGAGCCAAAAAGCACAAAACUUACAUCUGUAAGCCAGAUUCAGGUUGCCAAGGUCGUGGUAUCUAUCUUACAAAGUCCAGUAAAGAAAUUCGGGCAGGAGACGAUAUGAUCUGUCAGGUGUACUUAUCUAAGCCAUUUAUCAUUGAUGGGUUCAAGUUUGACCUGCGGAUAUAUGUGCUGGUAACCAGCUGUGACCCUUUCCGCAUCUUCAUGUACGAAGAAGGCCUGGUUCGAUUCUGUACAACUCAAUAUAUUGAGCCUACUAGCAGCAAUUUGGAAGAUGUUUGCAUGCACUUAACUAACUAUGCCAUCAACAAGCACAGUGAAAACUUCAUACGAGAUGAAGAUACAGGCAGCAAACGGAAACUCUCCAGCUUCAGAAAGCACAUGGAAGCCAUGAGUUAUGAUACAGAGAAGAUGUGGGCAGACAUCGAGGACGUCAUCAUUAAGACAUUAAUAUCGGCUCAUCCUGUUCUCAAACACAACUACCACACCUGCUUCCCCAAUCAUGCAUCUGGCAGUGCUUGCUUUGAGAUCCUGGGCUUUGAUGUGUUAUUGGACCAUCGACUUAGGCCUUGGCUUCUUGAGGUCAACCAUUCUCCCAGCUUCACCACAGACUCCCGUCUGGACCGGGAGGUGAAGGACGACCUGCUUUAUGAUACAUUGGUGCUGAUAAACCUGGGAGCCUGUGACAGGAGGAAGAUCACAGAGGAAGAGAGGCGUAGGGUAAAAGAGAGACUGCAGCAGAACCGUUCUAAAGAGGCCAGGACUGAGGAGCUUCGACAGUCGCAGGCUGCAAGUAUGGAACAGAUGGAGAGAUAUGAGGCAAAACACAUGGGUGGAUUCCGACGGAUUUUUCCGAGAGAGGGAGGAGAGAAAUACGAAAAGUAUUUCCAACACAGCGGCUCUCUAUUCCAGGAGACUACAGCAUCAAAAGCUAGGGAGGAGUGUGCCAGGCAGCAGUUGCAGGAAUUGCGUCUGAAGCAGGAGCAGAAAGAAUGGGAAAAGAAGGGCUCACGUAAGCGAGAUCUUCAAGGUGAAUCUGCUGGCGAAAAAGUAAAGCCAAGAAGAAUUCAGGUUCAGCCCACACAUCCAAACCCAAAUUCUCUACCAACUAUGCCAGAACGUCCAAUCCAGAAAGGAGAGACAACUGUUGCUUUUGACCUGUCAGAAGAAGAGGAGGCAGAGAGAGUCAGUGAGCUUCACCAACGAGAGACCCUGCUUCUGAACAUGGGUGUUGUUAACAAGGUCCGCCAGCUACUUCAAAGUGCCAAUCACCCCUCUGAACCUAUCAACCCCUCAUAUGAACAAUUCAGGUUUCCCUCAUAUUACAGAAAUGACCAUAAGCUGGACCCCCUUGCAGAGAUGUCAUGUAAGCAGAAGACCCUCUGCACUAUGAUGCAACAGCAGUUGUCUACAAAAGCCAAACCCUCCCUGCAUUCCCAGCUCAUCCAAAACCGAAAGCCCUGGCCCUCCCUGGAACAAGGUCUGCUGCAGCCAGUUCAUACUGAAACAGGUGCUUCAAAACGCUGUGUAGAUGAGGAGAUACAAGCAGCAAAUGCAGAGCAGCAAACAUCUGCCUGUAUAACAAAAGCUGCCAGUGCCCAACGAAUACCUUGGACAAUAAAUGGUUCUUUUGCUUGGCGUCAGGCCAGUUUGAGCUCUUCCUUGGCUGAGUCGAGAGCGAGAGCAGUAAUGUUAAGAGUGCCUCCACUCGUUCCAGGACGACUACAGGGUGCCUCAAUGUCCUGUGACCCCAAAGCUCUUUACAUCAUUUCCACCCCUGCUCCUCUUGUCCCGAGGCCACAUCUCUCCCACACCCUUUACAAGGCCUCUCGCAGAGUCUCCUCGCGUGAGCAAGGCCACUGACGCAGCGUCUUUGCUAAACACCACAGAUGUUGCAUCAACUACCUGUAUUCCAUACUGGAA
This is a messenger RNA of Paramisgurnus dabryanus, 2346 nucleotides long. Lineage: Eukaryota; Metazoa; Chordata; Actinopteri; Cypriniformes; Cobitidae. The record is from RefSeq and is a predicted model, not a curated record.